This is a messenger RNA of Sabethes cyaneus, 2173 nucleotides long. Its product is annotated as zinc finger protein 665-like. NCBI's taxonomy places the organism in Eukaryota, Metazoa, Arthropoda, Insecta, Diptera, Culicidae. The record is from RefSeq and is a predicted model, not a curated record. The transcript is spliced from 2 exons. The coding region runs from base 35 to 2161 and encodes 708 amino acids.
AAUAAAUACCUUAUUUGCGAACAUCUCGAAAAUUAUGUUGUGUGUCGUGCCUGGCUGCAGUGCAUCGAAUCAAGAGUAUUUGGUUGAGUUUCCUCAUAACCAAAAGUUGUCGGACCGAUGGAAGCAAGCUAUCGAGCUCGGUACCGGCUGCCGGCUGUCACCGAAUGCUGGUUCCACCCUUCAGAACCAACAGUUAUGCUUGGCUCAUUUUUCCGGCGACGAUCAUCCUGGUUCAAUUAGUUAUCAAGAACCCAGCAACUUCAAAAAUUUAAAUGGAGAACUCGUCCAAGUGUCCAGUUGUCGGCUCUGCUUAAAAUUUGACUUUCGCUCAAAAAUGUAUCCAAAGGGCGGCAAAAUGGAACACGUUUCCUUGAGCAGUACCAUUCGAGCAGUUAUGAAAAUUUCCCUAGCUCCGGAUGAUUUUCUUACCGAUAUAUGUGACUGUUGUUUAAUUAAGGUAGACGUUUUAAAAAGUUGGGCUAGGGAAACGUUGCAGCAAGAGAUGGAUUUCCGAGAAAUAAUGAACCUGGCACGGAGCGAACUUUCACAAGCUGACGUAUCAAUCAAAGUAGAAACAGUCUUACUGGAAGCAAAAGAAGAACCAAUAGAUCGUGGAUCAUCACCUAACGAAGAGCCAGCAACCUUGAUGAUUCCCUCAACAUCUGAACAAGACGAUAAAGAAUCGGAAAAAAUUGUCGAAAAACCAGAGGCGUCCACAGCAGAUGCUAUAAAAAUAUCCUCAGAUGAAGAUGAUCAACCUCUUGCAAGAUUGGCUAGAAAACGUAAAAAUGUAUCAACAAGACGAAGAAAACAAAUCUUUCCCGUGGAAAGAAAAAAGCGAGGACGAAAACCGAAACUGGAAACUGUAAAGAAAAGCAAAGAGAAACGUCCUCGUAAGACUUCUUCCCCUAAGCCAGCUCGCCAGGAAUAUCUUCGCCAUAUUCUGGCUAAAAAGUGCUAUAUUUGUAACGUUUCUCUAGAGGAUACAGACGAGUUGAUUGCCCACUUGACUUCGACACAUGCUGGGAAAAUAGAUUACAAGUGCGACGAUUGCAACAAGACGUUCGGUAAAGUAACGAUCUAUAAUCGUCAUCUUAGCUGUCAUGAUAUUACCAUACGACCGCGAAAGUGCCAGUUCUGUUCUCUGUGUUUCAGUGCUAAAGAAAGCCUAAAAGUACAUGAAAAUCGAGAACAUGGGGCAAAUCACGCGCUUCCAAAGCGCUACAAUCGACGACAUAAAAUUUUCCAAUGCGAAACUUGUGGAAAAAUCUUCCUCACUGAUUCCCUUUUAAAGCAGCACGACUUAUUUGUACACAAGAAAUUGCCAGCUGCCAGUUGCAAGUUAUGCGGCAAAACGUUUGUUACUAAAGCUAAUUUGGAGAAGCACUACAUUGUGCACUCCAACGAGCGGCCGUACAAAUGUGAUAAAUGCGAGGCCUCUUUCAAAACCUCAACGGCCCUAACUAAGCACUCUCUACUGCAUGAAAAUGUUCUCCCGUACGAAUGUCGGCACUGCGAGGAACGUUUCCUUACCCAAGCCCUAUAUGCUAAACAUCGGCAGCUUAAUCACAAAAAUCAACCAAAAGUUCCUCGAUCUAUUCCGUGCGGUAUUUGUAAUGAAGUUUUCUCUCGUUCUGCUGAUAUCAAAAAUCACAUAGCUGAAGCUCAUCCGGAUCAAGAGUAUCCGUACUUCACCUGCCCAGAGUGUCCGCAGAGGUUCCUCGAACGUGACCAACUGGAACUGCAUGCCAACAUACAUACCGAUCGAUUCGUGUGCGAAGAGUGCGACAAGCCACAUUGUUCUGUUGCCCAACUGAAAGAUCACAUGGAAUCACAUAACCCAUCACAACCCUGGCAAUGUACCAUUUGUUUGAGGAGAUUUAGCUUGCAGUCCAAUUACUCACGCCACAGGCUUAUCCAUCAGGAUGAAAAGCGCUUCAAGUGUGACUUCUGUGACAAAGGAUUCUCUCAGAAGGGACAAUUGAUGAAUCAUAGAAGAACCCACACCGGAGAGCGUCCCUUCACAUGUCCAGGAUGUGGCAAAAGUUUUGGGGAUCGACCUACGUUCUACAAGCACCGGAAGCGUUGCAUGGAAAAAGAAUCACCACCGAGCAAACGUUCGAUAUCGGCUGCAAACGAUGGAGACGAUAGCGAGUUUUGAGCAGUGUUUAAU